UUUCGAAUCGAAAUAGUCGUCGAAGUCGCACCAGACUGAGCUUUCGGCGCCUUUUAGUCGCGAUUAAAUCGUAUUUUAAUUCGAGCUAUUUAACGAGAUAAGCAGCGUUAUUAGCGAAACGCAAUUUGGUAACACUGGUUUCUCCAAUAAGCCAAUUCUCGCGAGUUUCAGUCACGUGCAUUGCCGUAUUAAUAGCUUAUGGUUAGAAUUACAAACAUUGGGUAGAUCCUAGCAGAGGUAGUUGCAACUAUUAGCAAGUAAAAAUUGGAAUACGAUGUAUUUUCUUGAAAAUAAUCGAGCGUGGUUUAAUGAUUUCUCGAAAUUGUGAUUUUUUUCUCGCGUUUUAUGUCGCCACACAUCAUGCGCGUGUUAAAUUGAUCGCUGUGAAAUUGGUGAAUUUUUCUUCACAAGUGUGAUUUUUUUCAGUGAUAGUUUUUGUUAUGUAUCGUUGCUUUAUUAGGAAAAGGUCGUAACUACAUGAAAGUUGAUUUCUCAGAAAACGCAUUUUAAUUUUUAAAGAGCAUUCUAUCAAGUACACUUGAUAGUUUUAGAUGAGUUACGACCUUUUCCUAAUAAAGCAACGGUAUGUAAAGUGAUUUCUGAACGUUGUCAUCAUGAAAUUUCAUGCGUGUUUUCCCCUUUUACUGGCGGUGGUGAUUGUAUUACUUCUCGAAACUUGUCACAUAUCAUGUAAACAAUUACUCCAACUUCAAGAAGAUCGGCCGCAUAAGAAACCGCAUUCUACGUCUGAAUGCUUGUUCGGGAAGCAACACAAAGAAUUUGGAUCGACAUGGUUUCCCGAUCUCGGCCCCCCUUUCGAUGUGAUGUAUUGUAUUAGAUGCGAAUGUCUUAAGGUUACCAAAGAUAACAGAAUUAGCGGACAUGUGAAAUGUAAAAACAUAGCGAAAGAUUGUCAAGAAUUAUCGUGCGAAGAUCAGAUACAAGUGGCAGGUCGAUGCUGCAAAGUGUGUCGGAAUGACACUGAAUCUCUUGCAGUUCAGCAAGAUUCUACUGCAGUGAUAGUUACUGAAGAAGAAGAAAAAAGUAGUAAACAUUAUGCGGCGCUUCUUACGAAUACAUUUUACUUAAUUCAUAAACAUGACGCGGUCAACAUGAGUACUGCAAAUUCAUUAGGACAAACAGCUACUGGACGUUUCACUUUGCACAAGAAAAAUCUUUAUUAUUCUUUUAUUACAUCUGCGUAUCCUUUACCGACGAGGCCAAAACUUGUGCAAUUUAUCGACAAUAGCGGAAAUAUAAUCGAAGAACAACAGGUACUUCCUAUGGGCAGUGUUUAUCAAAAUUUAACUGGUAAAGUUUGCGGCGUAUGGAGACGAAUGCCCAGUGAAUACAGAGCUGCAUUGAAAGAAGAAAAACUUAACGUCGCCUUAGUGUGGGAAGAAUACGAUCUACGUAUACAAGGAUCACUGAUGAAGUAUGGGCCUUUGACAAAAGAGAUUUUCAGUUCGUUGAUGGUUUCGGUGGAAAACUCGUUGAAUACUGAUUCGGUCGGUACAGCUAUUGUGUCCAUUUCGAAUGUUAUUCCCACUAUUCACAUCAUGGUCGUGUUCACUGGAUUACUCAGCUCUAAACGAAAACUCGACGACACUGUGCAGUUGAAAUUGUUUUCCGAGAAUAAACAAAUGAUAUUAUCAGAAGGGACAAUAGUUGUGGAAAAACCAUCGGCUGAAUUGAAUAUUAUCGAAUACACGACCACAGUUUCAUCAGUUGACCUCGUAGCUCUAGCUCAACAGCGUGUCACUCUAACCCUGUCGUCGGCGAAAUACAAAGAACCAAAAAUUGUCGGCAAAAUUGCCUCUCGAGUUCAGUGUGAAUUGUUCCAGACUGUUUUAUCUACAUCACAUUUGACCUCAUCGGGAAAUAACAAAUUCAUGCAAAUACCAAACAGAGCAUCGGGAAUUUCAUGGAUGUUUCUCGAUAAAAACAGUGCUCUGCAAUAUCACGUAGUAUUGGAUGGCAUUUCUGAUGUUUCUGUAAAUUUAGUUACAUCACAUCAUUCAACUUUAGUUGAAGACUUGAGUUCGGAUUGGAUGAAAGGCAGUUUGAAGUAUUUAAAUCCGAAAUCUUUGGAACAGCUGUACCGUGAAGAAUUAGCUAUACAUAUCGCUAAAAUAAAUGAUAACAGUUCAACUCUGCUUCAAGGUCGUUUGACAUCGAAACUAAUCGCCGAUGCUAAAGAUACUUCAAAUCCUCUAUUAUUGAAAAGGACCGACACUUCAGUACCUGCCGACGUAUUUGGACUGGUGUGGGCUCGUAUUGAUGGAGAAUGCAGUUUAAAUUAUGAUAUUUCACUCGUUGGCAAAGACAUAGACACUCAGCAGUAUGAAUUAUAUGUUGAAGAUAUUCCAUUCCUUGCCCCGGGGGCUCCGGUUGCUAGACGAUUGUUAGAAGAAUUCAAAGGGCCCAAUGUCGAAGGGCAUACUUUCGGAUUAUCGCAAUUGGAAUUAUUAAGACUGGAAACAGGAGUAGUGUUCCUAGAUGUAUGGGACAAGAAAUAUGGACAAUCCGUUCUCAGGACUAGAUGGGAGAAAGUCUCAAUCCCGGAAAAUUGUUUACCACACACGACGGAUAAUAGUACAGCGGAUAACAACAUACCAUCUUAUCGACUAUUUAACGAUGAAUCAGAACAACCGGAAGUCACUAAAUGUUUUCACGGCUCGGUAUAUUACGAGCACGGAACUCAAUGGACGUCAACAUUGAACGUAUGUUCUAUGUGCAAUUGUAAUCGUGGGGUUACUAAAUGCGACGAUAUUCAAUGCCCAGCUUUGAAUUGCCCGCAAAAAUACACCGUUCCUGGCGUUUGCUGUCCUUCGUGUCACAAUGUCACCGAGGCGGUUACUGCAAGUAACGGGUGUUCUUUUGGGGGACAACUUUAUCCCGCCGGGUCAGCUUGGUAUCCUUAUAUGCCACCGAAUGGUUUUGAAACAUGUACCAUUUGCCAUUGCGACGCUUCGAACUUCCGAGUCAGAUGUGGACGUGUAGAUUGCCCUCCGUUGACUUGCGAAGAAAAACUAGCCUUUAGGCCGGAUAAGAGGGCGUGCUGUAAGAUUUGUCCUAAUAAAACAAAAACCAUCGCCUUCGAUGUGACUGUAUCUGAUCAACAAGAUCCUGUUAAAAGUGAACGAGAAAUUUUAUCAGCUGGUGGAUGUAAACAUACCUAUGGUGGAGGACCUUACGAAAAUGGAAAAGAAUGGCAUCCUCAUAUAUAUUUUCACGGAAUCGAAAGAUGUGUUAUAUGCAGAUGCAAGGAUGGAAGUGUGCGAUGUAAUAGGAAAAAGUGCACUAAACGUUCCUGCGAAGAUGAAUGUUGCAAGCUUAAAACAAAAUGCAUCAAAGAAAAAAACAAAGAACAAGCUUCAACGUCAAAAUGAGAGGCCGAUUAACUUAGAAUUUUCAGUAUGAAUUCCACACGUGUUUGUAAUGCAUUGUUUGUUAUUCAUUUUAUUUUUGUUUUCCUUCUUUUUUUUGAAAUUAUUUUCAUUAAUAAUUGAAAUGAAAUUAUUAUCCUAUCGAAUAACAUCAACGCUUAGAGUCAUAUUAUGUAUACGUAGACGUACCUAUUCUUUUAAUAAGCUUAGUUUUACAAAUUUUAAUGUGUAAAAAUGUCUUCUUACCUCACAACUACUCAAGGUGUGGCAUUUUCUUUGUUGAUGGUUUUUACAAUUUUAUCAUCGGAUAGGAAAGAACUAGUCAUUUGAUUAUUAUUUUGAAUACAUUGACGGAUAAAAAAUUAUAAAUUAAGUUGAAUAGGUAAAUAAAUAUUUAAACGGUAAUCAGAUCGGCGAUUGAUAGAGAAAACUACUUAAUCAUGGUGCAGUUUGAUUUUUCUCUUUAAUCAAUCGUAUGACAGCUGACUACUUUAUUUUUUAAUGUUUCAUUCUUCGAAUGAAAUUUAAUUUAAUUUUUUCAGGUUUAUUCUCGAACCUUCAGUCUUUUUCAUAUCAUGUGAACUUGUAACUUUUUUUUACUUUUAAUUUCUGAUAAUUUAAGAUAUUUUUAAAAUUUAAUGUCGCGAAUUUGUAUUUUCUUGUGUAUAAUUUUUAUGUUUUUUUUUCUUUUUUAAAUUAAGAUGUGUUGUUUUUAUAUGUGACGAAUGUGUUUCAACGAGAGAGUUGAUUCGUUUUACCAAAGUGUUAUUCUAAAAUUUUUCUUCCAUCUGAGAUGAUGAUGAUGAUGAUGAUGAUGAUGAAACAUUGUGUAAAUAACCGUAUUAUUGUUAUAUAAUUAAUGUACUUUCGAAAAAUUAUUGAUUGUGAUCUCGUAUAAAAUAACGAAGAUGUAAGGAUUUUUUGAUCAUCGAUGACGUUGAAAUGUGGUGUAUUCAAAAGAAUUUUAAAAAAAUUGAUUAAUUUAAUUAAUUCACAUGUUUUUUUGUGAUUAUCUACUUGUUUGUAAAUAAUUGAUAUUUUAAUUUAUAUACGCUUAUGAAUGUUUUUUUAAUUCAAUUAUAAUUGUAAAAAUAUUUAUUUUUGUACCAAUUCUUCUACAAAAUACAUUGUUUUUUUAACUUUUUUGUUUCAUAUAACAAAAUGUAUCUAUCUAAAAUACUCAUUUUGUGGAUAUAGUGUGCAAUUUUUUAAGAAAGUAUUGAUCAUAAAGUAUUGAUAUUCAAAAUGUCUGUUUCCUUGUGCCGUGUUUAAUCUGGUUUUAUCUGGUAAUUGGAAAUGGAAAACAUGGAUAAAUAAUUCGUAUUCAGCGUUUAAAAGUUGCAAAAGGCUUUUCAACUGCAAUUCGACCUAGAUUUUCAUUUUUAAUAAAAAAAAAAGGAAAUUGAACGUUUUAAUGAAUUGCUUGCAAAAUUGUCGUUCAAUUGAUGAUUCAACGUGGAAAAUCAUCGUUUGCCAAGAUGGUGACCUCUUUUAUCAUUUUCGAAUUAUUAGAAUAGUAAAUACCUAUGUAAUAAAGCUUUGAAAAGGGGAAAAAAUGUCCGAAAAUGAAUUUUAUUUUACGAAUGAAUGAGUAUAAAUAUCACUUAAGAAAUAAUAAAAAAAAGACAUCCAAAGGAUUAUAACAAAUAGAAAAAAUAUAAUACUUAAAUAUUAUUCAAGCGUAGUAUGUAUUUGUCUUCUAAAAAUUAAUUAAGGUAUGUAGGAUCCGUAAUAGAUUAAAUACAUGGAUAGCUAAAGUAAGUAGGUAUACGAAAUUAAAUGCUAAUAAAAGGGAGUAAACGAGUACCUAAUUCAUUUUUUGUAUAUCUUUUCGUCUGUUCUCUUUUUUCUUCUACUUUCUAUUUUAACAUUAGUUUGAUGGGAGAGAAUCAUAUGAACUUUGGAGUGGAUUUUAUUGUGGUCAAUUAAAAUAUUGAGAUAUAGUAAAAAAUUAAACUGAUAAUCGUCAAAUCGUCGAUCUAGCUCGUUAUAAUUAAAAAAAAAAAAAAAAAAAAAAAA
Messenger RNA from Planococcus citri (citrus mealybug), 5408 nucleotides. RefSeq names its product short gastrulation (gene sog). Bases 615 to 3392 code for a protein of 925 amino acids. The record is from RefSeq and is a predicted model, not a curated record. Gene Ontology annotation, molecular function: BMP binding. Lineage: Eukaryota; Metazoa; Arthropoda; Insecta; Hemiptera; Pseudococcidae. Gene Ontology annotation, biological process: multicellular organism development; negative regulation of BMP signaling pathway; dorsal/ventral pattern formation. The transcript has 16 exons.